Molecule: messenger RNA, 2706 nt
Organism: Lathyrus sativus (Indian pea)
Lineage: Eukaryota; Viridiplantae; Streptophyta; Magnoliopsida; Fabales; Fabaceae
Source: the annotation of a GenBank genome assembly
AUGUCUCAGACUAACUGGGAAGCUGAUAAGAUGUUGGAUGUUUACAUCCAUGAUUAUCUUGUGAAGAGGGAUUUGAAAGUUUCAGCUCAGGCUUUUCAAGCUGAAGGGAAAGUGUCAUCUGAUCCUGUUGCUAUUGAUGCUCCGGGAGGUUUUUUGUUCGAGUGGUGGUCGGUUUUCUGGGACAUAUUUAUUGCUAGAACGAAUGAGAAGCAUUCGGAAGUUGCCGCGUCUUAUAUCGAGACACAGUUAAUUAAGGCUAGGGAGCAGCAACAGCAACAACAACAGAAUCAGCCACAACCUCAGCAGUCACAACAUCAACAACAGCAGAAUCAACAACAGCAGCAGAUGCAGAUGCAACAGAUGCUGUUACAGAGGCAGCAUCAGCAGCAACAACAACAGCAGCAACAGCAACAACAGCAUCAGCAGCAACAACAGCAGCAACCACAGCAUCAGCAGCAGCAACAGCAGCAGCAGCAACAGCAAGGUAGGGAUAGGGCUCAUCUCUUGAACGGUGGUGGUGGUGCAAAUGGAUUAGUUGGAAACCCUAGCACUGCAAAUGCAAUUGCGACAAAGAUGUAUGAGGAAAGGUUAAAACUUCCCCUUCAAAGAGAUUCUUUGGAAGAUGCUGCAAUGAAGCAAAGAUUUGGAGACCAAAUCUUGGACCCAAAUCAUGCCUCGAUUUUGAAGUCAUCUGCAGCUACUGGUCAACCGUCAGGGCAAGUUUUGCAUGGUGCUGCUGGUUCAAUGUCUCCACAAAUUCAAGCUCGUAAUCAGCAACUACCAGGGUCUACUCCGGAUAUAAAAACUGAGAUUAAUCCUGUUUUGAACCCUAGAGCUGGGGGUCCUGAAUCGUUGAUGGCAAUUCCUGGAUCAAAUCAAGGUGGCAACAAUUUGACUCUGAAAGGGUGGCCACUCACAGGGUUGGAGCAACUUCGUUCUGGUUUACUUCAGCAACAAAAACCUUUCAUACAGAAUCCACAGCCUUUUCAUCAACUUCCAAUGUUGACACCACAACAUCAGCAACAGCUUAUGUUAGCACAGCAAAACCUGGCAUCACCAUCCGCUGGUGAUGAAAGUAGAAGACUCAGAAUGCUACUGAACAAUAGAAAUGUGGGCGUAGGUAAGGAUGGCCUUUCAAAUCCUGUUGGUGAUGUAGUAUCGAAUGUCGGAUCACCCCUUCAAGCAGGUGGUCCUCCUUUUCCUCGUGCUGAUACGGAUAUGCUAAUGAAGAUGAAACUGGCUCAGUUACAACACCAACAGCAGCAGAAUGCCAAUCCACAGCAGCAGCAACUUCAACAGCAUUCUCUUUCAAAUCAGCAAUCUCAGUCUUCAAAUCAUAACAUGCAUCAGCAAGAUAAAGUAGGGGGAGGGGGUGGCAGUGUCACCGGAGAUGGUAGCAUGUCAAAUUCCUUUAGAGGAAAUGAUCAGGUUUCCAAAAACCAGACUGGAAGAAAGAGAAAGCAACCUGUUUCUUCUUCCGGUCCUGCCAAUAGCUCUGGAACAGCUAACACAGCAGGUCCAUCUCCGAGUUCAGCACCCUCAACUCCCUCAGGCUCAACUCAUACCCCUGGUGAUGUGAUAUCAAUGCCUUCUUUACCUCAUAACGGUAGUUCUUCUAAGCCAUUAAUGAUGUUUGGCACUGAUGGCACCGGAACUCUUACCUCUCCUUCCAACCAAUUGUGGGAUGAUAAGGAUAUUGAAUUGCAGGCAGAUGUGGACCGCUUUGUUGAGGAUGCGUCUCUUGAUGAUAAUGUUGAGUCUUUUUUAUCUCAUGAUGAUAAUGAUCCUAGAGAUCCAGUUGGACGUAUGGAUGUAAGCAAAGGUUUCACAUUUUCUGAAGUAAGUUCUGUCCGUGCAAGCACAAGCAAAGUUGUUUGUACUCAUUUCUCAUCUGACGGAAAAUUGCUUGCAAGUGGCGGCCAUGACAAAAAGGCUGUUUUAUGGUACACAGAUUCUCUAAAGCAGAAAGCUACUCUUGAAGAGCAUUCAUCUUUAAUUACUGAUGUCCGUUUCAGUCCAACCCUGCCUCGUCUUGCAACAUCUUCAUAUGACAAAACUGUCCGCGUUUGGGAUGUUGACAAUCCCGGGUAUUCGCUUCGUACCUUCACCGGUCAUUCUGCAUCUGUUAUGUCACUAGACUUUCACCCUAAUAAAGAGGACCUUAUCUGCUCUUGUGACUACGAUGGUGAGAUAAGAUAUUGGAGUAUUAACAAUGGCAGUUGUGCUAGAGUGUCAAAGGGUGGCACUGCACAGAUGAGAUUUCAACCUCGGCUAGGGAGAUACCUCGCCGCAGCUGCAGAGAACGUUGUCUCUAUACUCGAUGUCGAGACACAAGCAUGCCGAUAUUCACUAAAGGGUCACACAAAGUCUAUACAUUCUGUAUGUUGGGAUCCGUCUGGGGAAUUCUUGGCAUCUGUCAGUGAGGACUCUGUCAGGGUUUGGACUCUCGGAACUGGAAGCGAAGGGGAAUGUGUUCACGAGCUUAGCUGUAACGGCAAUAAGUUUCACUCAUGCGUUUUCCAUCCAACAUAUUCAUCGCUGCUGGUCAUUGGCUGUUACCAGUCGUUGGAGCUAUGGAACAUGACAGAGAACAAGACGAUGACUCUGUCUGCUCACGACGGUCUUAUUGCUGCUCUGGCCGUUUCCACCGUAAAUGGUUUGGUUGCUUCAGCUAGUCAUGACAAGUUUGUCAAGCUCUGGAAAUGA